AUGAUCAUGCGCGCCGUACCUCUCUUCCUAGCCGCUGGGCUAGCUGCCGCGUUGGACAAUGGACUCGCGGUCACACCUCAAUUAGGAUGGAACACAUGGAACUCAUUUGCUUGCAACAUGAAUGAGACGGUUGUUCUGGACGCAGCCCGGCGCAUUGUUGAACUAGGAUUCAAGGAUCUCGGGUACAACUAUGUCGUUCUAGAUGACUGCUGGUCUGCUGGCCGAAACUCCUCCGGAUACCUUGUGCCUGAUAAGAAGAAGUUUCCCAGCGGUAUCGCCGAUGUCGCGAACAAAAUCCACGACAUGGGCUUGAAGAUUGGUAUCUACUCAAGCGCGGGAACUAUGACCUGUGGCCAUUACGCAGGAUCCUUGGGCUAUGAGAAGAAGGACGCUGAGGUGUGGGCCAGCUGGGGUAUUGAUUACCUCAAGUAUGACAACUGCUACAACCUGGGUGAGGAAGGUACUCCUAAGCUGUCUUACGACCGAUACAAUGCGAUGAGCAAGGCCCUGAACGAGACUGGCCGUGAGAUCCUCUACUCCCUGUGCAACUGGGGCGUGGACGGACCGUGGAACUUUGCUCCCACCAUGGCCAACUCUUGGCGGAUGAGCGGUGACUUGACCAAUGUCUGGGACCGUGACGAUGUGAACUGUCCCUGCUCCGAGCACGAAGGAUUGGACUGCAAGCUCCCCGGAUACCACUGCUCGAUCAUGAACGUCGUCAACAAGGCUGUCUUCUUUGCCCAGAAGGCUUACCCUGGUGCUUGGAAUGAUUUAGACAUGCUUCAGGUCGGAAACGGAGGUCUGACCGAGGACGAGGCCAUUUCGCACUUCAGUCUCUGGGCAGCCAUGAAGUCGCCGCUUCUCAUGACCAACGUCAUGACUAAGAUCGACGGACCUACCCUCUCCAUUCUGCAAAACACCGCCGUGCUGGCCGUUUCCCAGGAUCCCCGGGGAUCAAGUGCUGUUCGCAUUUGGCGACACUACGUUGACGGCGGUGAGAUCCAAAUGUACAGUGGCCCCCUCAGCGGCAACGACCAGGUCGUUCUCCUCCUGAACGGCGGGAGCGAGGCUCGCGAGAUGAACGCCACCCUGAGCGAUAUCUUCUGGUUGAGCGGUGCCGAGGGAACUGCCCCCCAAUUGAAGUACGAGUGGGAUGUGUAUGACCUGUGGGCUGCCCGCAUGAGCAACGACACCGCCAAUGCCAUCAUCCACCAAAAGGAGAACGCCACUCUCCCCUUCAAUAUGACUGCUCACGGUGGCGCCAGCAAGGUCUACGCACAGGUGCCUCUGCCAACCUCGACCGCUUUGAUGGGCAAGAAGGUCAGCACUGUCAAGGCUGGUGGAAGUGUCAAGGCCCACGUGAAGCCCCACGGCGUGGCCAUGUUCCGUCUCCGAGCGGUCGAGAAAAAGGAUGAGCUGUGA
Molecule: messenger RNA, 1422 nt
Organism: Penicillium oxalicum
Lineage: Eukaryota; Fungi; Ascomycota; Eurotiomycetes; Eurotiales; Aspergillaceae
Product: glycoside hydrolase family 27 protein
Exons: 4
Coding region: 1-1422 (473 amino acids)
Biological process (GO): carbohydrate metabolic process
Molecular function (GO): alpha-galactosidase activity
Source: RefSeq, a predicted model, not a curated record